AAUUGCAUUCACGCAAAUAUUAUACCUUCCUUGAAUUUCUUCCUCUUCUUCUUCCUCCCUUCUGUUUCGAAUUCUUCACGUACUUCACAACUACUCCAUCCUCUUCAUCAUUGCGCCUGCUUUCACCGAUUGCCUUCAGCACCCAUUUCAUCUGAAUCACCGUCGUGUUCUUCAUUUCUUCUGUUGCCCCCCCGCCCCCCCAACUUCGUUUUUUUUUUUUUUUUCUCUUUGACUUGGGCUGUUUGUGCAUCUGUGGAUAGAGGGGUUCUUCAAGUUCAAGGUAUGGGGAGAGUAUUUGUGGUGACUCUCGAAGGGAAGAUCUACAGUUGUAGGCACUGCAAGACCCACCUCGCGAUUGGCGAAGACAUCGUUUCCAAGUCUUUCCACUGCAGGCAUGGGAGAGCUUACCUCUUCAACAAGGUAGUGAAUGUGUCUACUGGUGAGAGAGAAGAGAGAAUGAUGAUGACUGGGAUGCACACUGUCGCUGACAUUUUCUGCGUUGUUUGUGGAGCAAUUGUUGGGUGGAAAUAUGAGACUGCUCACGAAAAGAGUCAGAAGUACAAAGAAGGAAAAUCUGUUCUCGAGCGGAUUAAGUUGGUUGGUCCUGAUGGAAGCAAUUACUGGGCCACUCAUGAAGCACAUAUCAUCGGGGGUAGCGACGCUGAUGACGUCUGAUUACCCGUUUGAACUCCCCAAAUGUACAUUCCAUAACCUCCGAUAUAUUCUUCUUUCAGCUAAUGUGAAUUUACUUUCGACUGAAGAUUCCUUGUUCGGCAGCUGCUGCCACUUGCUGUCAAAUGAAAUGAUUGGAAAACAAACAUUUUAUUGUUUCAUUCUGAUCUAAAUUGAAUAUUCAAUCUUCUCUUGUA
Rhodamnia argentea is the source of this 869-nucleotide messenger RNA. RefSeq names its product protein yippee-like. The coding region runs from base 283 to 675 and encodes 130 amino acids. Gene Ontology annotation, cellular component: ubiquitin ligase complex. Lineage: Eukaryota; Viridiplantae; Streptophyta; Magnoliopsida; Myrtales; Myrtaceae. The transcript has 5 exons. The record is from RefSeq and is a predicted model, not a curated record.